GCUGUGGCUAUAUACACAGAAGCGUCUGGAUCCUCUGUCUCUGAUUCCAGCGGGACAAGAGUGUGAACAGGCCAGCAGUGUUCAAACAGGUCUAAAGCCACCCAAAUACUCCAUACAAUUAUCUCUGAAGCUACCAGGAAAGAAAUAAUGUCUAAAGGUCCAGCAGUAGGCAUUGACUUGGGUACCACCUACUCAUGCGUUGGCAUUUUUCAGCAUGGUAAGGUGGAGAUCAUAGCCAAUGAUCAAGGAAACAGAACUACGCCCAGUUAUGUUGCCUUUACAGACACAGAGAGACUGAUUGGAGAUGCUGCCAAGAACCAAGUGGCUAUGAACCCUAACAACACUGUGUUUGAUGCCAAGCGUUUGAUUGGUCGGCGAUUUGACGACAAUGUGGUGCAGUCAGAUAUGAAGCACUGGCCUUUUAAGGUGGUGAGUGAUGGAGGCAAACCCAAGAUGGAGGUGGAGUACAAGGGAGAGAUAAAGACCUUUUUUCCUGAAGAGGUGUCCUCUAUGGUCCUCACUAAGAUGAAGGAGAUUUCUGAGGCUUAUCUGGGCAAAACUGUAACAAAUGCUGUUAUCACAGUGCCUGCCUACUUCAAUGACUCCCAAAGGCAAGCCACAAAAGAUGCUGGCACCAUUGCUGGCCUGAAUGUCCUUCGCAUCAUCAAUGAGCCAACAGCAGCAGCCAUUGCCUAUGGGCUGGACAAAAAGGUUGGUUCUGAGCGUAAUGUCCUUAUUUUUGACCUGGGUGGUGGCACCUUUGAUGUGUCCAUUCUGACCAUUGAGGAUGGCAUCUUUGAGGUCAAGGCGACAGCCGGUGACACUCAUCUUGGGGGUGAAGAUUUUGACAACCGCAUGGUCAACCACUUCAUCACUGAAUUUAAACGUAAAUUCAAAAAGGACAUAACAGGAAAUAAACGUGCAGUGCGUCGUUUGAGGACAGCUUGUGAACGUGCCAAGCGUACACUGUCCUCCAGCACACAGGCCAGCAUUGAGAUUGAUUCACUUUAUGAGGGUGCCGACUUCUACACCUCCAUAACAAGGGCACGCUUUGAGGAGCUCAAUGCCGACCUGUUCCGUGGCACUCUAGAGCCUGUUGAGAAGGCCUUGCAUGAUGCCAAGAUGGACAAGACCCAGAUUCAUGACAUUGUCCUUGUUGGAGGGUCCACUCGCAUUCCCAAGAUUCAGAAACUUCUGCAAGACUUUUUCAAUGGUCGUGAGCUCAAUAAGAGCAUUAACCCUGAUGAAGCAGUUGCCUAUGGAGCAGCUGUCCAGGCAGCAAUCUUGUCAGGUGAUAAGUCAGAAAAUGUCCAAGAUCUUCUUCUGCUGGAUGUAACACCUUUGUCCCUGGGGAUUGAGACCGCUGGAGGUGUCAUGACUGUGCUCAUUAAAAGGAAUACAACCAUCCCUACCAAACAAACCCAGACAUUUACAACCUACUCAGACAACCAGCCUGGUGUGCUAAUCCAGGUAUUUGAAGGAGAACGAGCCAUGACAAAGGACAACAACAUUCUGGGCAAAUUUGAGUUGACAGGAAUUCCCCCUGCCCCCCGAGGUGUGCCACAGAUUGAAGUGACCUUUGACAUUGAUGCCAAUGGCAUUCUCAAUGUGUCUGCAGUGGACAAGAGCACUGGCAAGGAGAACAAGAUAACUAUCACUAAUGACAAAGGCCGUCUAUCCAAGGAGGACAUUGAGCGAAUGGUGCAGGAGGCUGAAAGAUACCGUGCAGAGGAUGAUGCUCAGAAAGAUAAGGUCACAGCUAAGAACACUCUUGAGUCUCUGGCCUUUAAUAUGAAGAGCACAGUGGAGGAUGAGAAGCUCAAAGAUAAGAUCAGUCCUGAAGACAAAAAGACAAUUUUGGAUAAGUGCAAUGAGAUUAUUGCUUGGUUGGAUAGGAACCAGACUGCAGAAAAGGAAGAGUACGAGCACCAGCAGAAAGAUCUGGAGAAAGUGUGCAAUCCCAUAAUCACCAAGCUUUACCAAGGGACUGGGGGUAUGCCUGGUGGGAUGCCUGGUGGCCCUGGUGGGUUCCCUGGAGGUGCAGGUGGUGGUUCUUCCUCCGGCCCCACCAUUGAGGAGGUUGACUAAACUUAAAACUUCACCAGGAUAAGAGAGAGAAAUCCAUGCAUCAGCCUCGUACAAAUAGGAAUUCUUUUCUCCAACAAGUUUCACACUACACUCUUAUUAGAAGUUAUUAGACCAACAUAUGUGUUUGGUAAGACAACUGAGACCAACAUAUAGCCUGUGACCAAAUCUGGUACUCCUGUGAACAUAUGAAGCUUAACAUGCUUUUUUUGUCAAUAAACUUAAGUGCGUCUUCUAAUAAUGGGUCAUAAUAUAUUCUUUAGUUUGGGCGAGAUUGUGUCAUUACUUACAUGUUUGUUACCAUACAGAUUAACUACUUCUUUCUCAGUUCUCAACAGUUCUUUGGUUGCACUUCAAUAAAAUACAAUGGAUUCUCUU
Messenger RNA from Tachysurus vachellii, 2463 nucleotides. RefSeq names its product heat shock cognate 70 (gene hsc70). NCBI's taxonomy places the organism in Eukaryota, Metazoa, Chordata, Actinopteri, Siluriformes, Bagridae. Gene Ontology annotation, cellular component: cytosol; nucleus; cytoplasm. Bases 148 to 2088 code for a protein of 646 amino acids. Gene Ontology annotation, molecular function: heat shock protein binding; ATP-dependent protein folding chaperone; ATP hydrolysis activity. The record is from RefSeq and is a predicted model, not a curated record. Gene Ontology annotation, biological process: cellular response to unfolded protein; protein refolding; vesicle-mediated transport. The transcript has 9 exons.